Sphaerulina musiva SO2202 is the source of this 2805-nucleotide messenger RNA. RefSeq names its product Fungal_trans-domain-containing protein. The record is from RefSeq and is a predicted model, not a curated record. Gene Ontology annotation, molecular function: DNA-binding transcription factor activity, RNA polymerase II-specific; sequence-specific DNA binding; zinc ion binding. The transcript is spliced from 5 exons. Gene Ontology annotation, cellular component: nucleus. NCBI's taxonomy places the organism in Eukaryota, Fungi, Ascomycota, Dothideomycetes, Mycosphaerellales, Mycosphaerellaceae. Bases 1 to 2664 code for a protein of 887 amino acids. Gene Ontology annotation, biological process: DNA-templated transcription; positive regulation of transcription by RNA polymerase II.
AUGGCUGCGACCAGUCCCGCCCACACCGCAACCUCCUCCACCACCACGCGCGAGUCUCCCGUGCAACAACAUUCACAUCAACACUCACAACACUCACAACACUCACAACACUCACAACCUCAACAACCUCAACAACCUCAACAACCUCAACAACACCAACAACAACACCAACAACAUCCGCCUCUACCACUACCACCUCCACCAACACUUCAACAUCAACAACACCAACACCAACCACAACAACGACAAGCCUCCGUCACCUUUGGCCCUUCCGACGAACGACUGGCCAAGAGGCAGAAAGUCACCAGAGCCUGCGACGACUGCAAGUCCCGCAAGAGAAAAUGUACCGGCGAGCUGCCCUGUCAAGCUUGCCACUCCAACGGAUCGCGAUGUACAUACCUGGCGAGCUACACACGCGGUAGACCCGUCCAGCCACAGACAAGAAGCACCGGCAGCACCGGCAGCAGCAACAACCGUCUUCCCCCAGCUGGCCCUCAAGCGGGCGUCGCCUUCACCAGCCCGACUCAUCAUCAGCCAACCCAUUUUGAGCCUGUGGUGAGAGCACCGCAGACCUACCAGCAACCGGAGCCCGGCGUCAAGGCGUCACGAACUUCGUCUCCAGAAGGCGCUGGCGGUGUAGGCGGCGACGGUGGUGGUGGCGGCGGUGGCGGCGGCGGAAACGUGUUUGCUGGUCAGGAUCUAGGACCGAGCCCUUGGUCUUUCCUCCGUCGAGCGUGGAAGCGAUUCGAAGAAGAUGGGACCAAAGUCAAUUGUAUUCACCCUGAGGAGCCCUCGCCCGUGGGCUCCAUCUUCACUCAUGGCGACCGACAGCCCCCGCCCGUAGAUCGCAGCGCCUUCCGUCUGCCACCUCGUGAUAUCACGUCGACGCUGGUACAGCAUUAUUUCAACCUCGCCAUGCCGACGUAUCGAUUCUUACAUCAGGGCACGGUCCUGGUGUGGCUGGAAUCGUUCCACGAAGCCGAAGAACAGGGACGACAUCCUGCCCGGAGGUUUCCCGCUCGCGAAGCUGUCGUGCUGGUGGUGUUGGCUACCGCUCGUUUGCUCAAUGUGGACGAUCGAGAGGAGAUUUUAGAUCCCGACGAGCGCAUUAGAGCAGACAGUGAGCGUUUGUACCAAAUGGCACAAGCGAGGCUACAGCGAGAGACUGGUCGAGCAACACUGGAGAGUGUUCAAGCGAGAAUUGCGUCGUGUUUGUUCUUGCUGCAGUCAUCGCGCCCGAAUGAAGCUUGGUACUUGUUCGGCACUACCGUCCAAUUACUCUUCAAUAUAGGUUUACACCGAUCUGAGAAUUGGACCAAAGACGCAGUCGCUCGGGAAUGCCGCAAACGCGCCUUCUGGGCCUGCUCUACCCUCGAUACCUACCUCUCCGUCAUCAAAGGCGUUCCGCCCCUGAUCAAUCUCGACGAUGUGGACCAGAGAUUACCAGAUGCAAUCGACGAUGAGGAUCUGACCGCUCUGGGCAGCAUGGCCACUCAGACACGAGGUGACAGUGUCAUCAAAGCAUCUAUUCUCCACGCCCAAGUGACCCGCAUCGUCAAGACAGCCGCACGCGAGCAGUAUCUGUCCGAGAACAACAAGAAAAAGAGCUUCCAAAAGCUAGGAAUGGCUGCAAAGCUGAAUGCGGAGACAGACGCCUGGCACGCCUCGUUGCCUGUCGUCCUCUCCGGCGCCAUCCAUCCUUCGAGCCUGAUUCCCAUCUUUCGGAGACAAAUUACUGUGCUACAACUCGCGCAUGCCCACGCUCAAAUGUUGAUUAACCGUCCGAGCUUGUUGGUGGAUUCUUCGCAUUCGGGGUUGAGAGAGGCACAGGUUCAGACCUGCCUGUCUGCGGCCAAGUCUACACUGGAUACCAUUCUUGCAACGUCGUUCAACAAGCACAUUUUUCAGGCUUUCUGGUACACGCAAUUCGUCUCCUUCAAUGCCCUUUCUAUCGUCUAUAUCUGGCUCAUCCAACGCAAAAACGGCCACUUGCCACCCCUUUCCCCCGCACCGUCGCAACUAGCAUCAACGAUCACAAGCCCACCUCUACACGAAGACGACCUCCUCCAACUCGCACAGACGGUGCAACAACACCUAGUAGACGCCACCGAAGCCAACGCACCUAGUCUGAGAUACAACAUCGUCCUCGAAGAAUUACAACAAGAAGUCCAUCGAAUGAUGACGACGAUGACGACGACGACGAACCCUCCUCCUCAUCAUCAGCAACAACAUCAACAGCAACAGCAAAGACCGCCUCAUUUGAGUGCAUUGUUGGAAACUGGGACCCCUUCGAAUGGACGAGCAUCCGAGAACCACAACAGCUCGUCAUCACCUUCUUCUUCGACUCACUAUUCCAAUUCUGCUUCGAACGCGUCCCAAUAUCAUCACCUCAAUCUUCCCCUACCCACACAACCAUCCCCAUCAUCCUCCGGUAUGACGACGCCCAUGAAUCGGGUCGUGACCUCUGUGGAAACCGGUCCUCUUUCUUCCAACUCUCCUUUUGGCGCUUCGAUGAUGGGAGGAGGAGCAGCAGGAGGGAUUUAUAGCAAUAGUGGAGGAGGUGGAUCAGGAGGAGGAGGAGAUGAUUUCCCCUUGGACCCGGAUUUAUGGUUAACGUUGGAUUCUUUUCCAUUUUCCGAUUUCGGGCAAUUGACUUGGCGAUGAUGGGAUGAAAUGCGAUGCGAAUGAGCGGAUAUAUGAAGUGACCUUUUUUCUUUCUUUCGUUUCUUCUUUUCCUCGCCUGAAACUACCUUAUCUACUUUACCUUACUGAACGUAUAUAUACCCGUCCGAUAUUUUAUGAUUU